Malus domestica (apple) is the source of this 899-nucleotide messenger RNA. RefSeq names its product probable phospholipid hydroperoxide glutathione peroxidase. Gene Ontology annotation, molecular function: glutathione peroxidase activity. The record is from RefSeq and is a predicted model, not a curated record. Lineage: Eukaryota; Viridiplantae; Streptophyta; Magnoliopsida; Rosales; Rosaceae. Gene Ontology annotation, biological process: response to oxidative stress.
GUUAACAGGUCAGCUUCGAACACUGAAUGUGGAAAGAAAGGCAUUUUUCAACGUUGUGGACCUUCAGGUGUUCCAGUUUGUUCAGAGUUGAGAGCAGAAGAGGAUGACAAGCCAGGCAACUGAGAACCCAAAAACAAUUUACGACUUCACUGUCAAGGAUGCAAAGGGCAAUGAUGUGGAUCUUAGCUUGUACAAGGGAAAAGUUCUACUCGUUAUCAAUGUUGCUUCCAAAUGUGGACUGACCAACUCAAACUACACAGAGCUGAAUCAACUAUACCAACAGUAUAAAGAACAAGGCUUUGAGAUACUGGCGUUUCCAUGCAAUCAGUUUGGUGAUGAGGAACCGGGAAGUAAUAAAGAGAUUGAAGAGUUUGUCUGCACUCGUUUCAAAUCUGAAUUUCCAAUUUUUGACAAGAUUGAAGUAAACGGUGAUAAUGCUGGUCCCUUGUAUAAGUUCUUGAAGUUAGGCAAAUGGGGAUUCUUUGGAGAUGAUAUCCAAUGGAAUUUUACCAAGUUUCUAGUUGACAAGGAGGGGAAAGUUUCUGAUCGCUAUUACCCGACCACUCCCCCCCUUAGUAUUGAGCGGGAUUUAAAGAAGCUAUUGGGAGGCCCGUGAAUGCUGAGAUGCGAAGUUUCUACUGGGUUGGGUUGUAGUGUAAGCGGUAUGCAUGUGCUUUCCUUUUCUCCACCAGGAGGGGGAAAAAGCCUUGCUUUUGUGUGUUGUUGUGCCUCCAAGACUGGUUUAGGACCUAACGUCGUGCCGAUGUGUUGUAUAUUAUGCUCCAUAAACUGAGCCAGACCAAUUUCUAAUUUUAAAUGAUAAUGUCACCAAGAGAUUGAACUUGUGUAUUUGAUUGUUUUCUAUAUGAUAGAUGAGUAAGGUAGAUGAUGCAACCAUA